CCAUCAUCGCGCUUGUGUUUAAGAGGCAGGCAGUGAAACUACAGACAUAAAUCACAUAAACUGAUUGCUGACAGAGACGGACCUCUGGUGCUGCUGAGGGACAAAAUGUGGCUUCGAGACGAACUUUUGAAAUCCAUUUGGCACGCGUUCACAGCCCUGGACGUGGAUCAACGUGGAAAAGUUUCCAAAUCUCAGUUAAAGGUGCUGUCCCACAGCCUGUGCACAGUAAUGAAGAUCCCUCAUGACCCUGUGGCCCUUGAAGAGCAUUUCAAAGAUGAUAAUAAAGGGCCUCUGUCCAACCAGGGCUACAUGCCUUACCUCAACAGGUUUAUUCUUGACAAGGUACAGGAGGAAUUUGAUGUACUGGAGUUCAACAAGAUGUGCUGGACACUUUGUUACAAGAAAAAUAUCUGCACUAAACAUCUACUCAUCUCAGAUCAGGAGGCUUUCAAAGUCUGGUGCAUUUUCAACUUUCUGUCAGAAGACAAAUACCCACUCGUCAUCAUUACUGAAGAGGUGAGGAAGAUCCUUACAGUUGUUUUCUGUGUUCUGUGUGAGUUUUUACCUAUUGAGUACUUCCUGCGAAAGCUGAUGGAGGCCAUGGGGAGCGGAUGGGAUGAGGAAAAGUUUGCAGAUUACAAGCUGCAGCUGAACACAAAGAAUAAUUGCCUGAGUGCCUGGGAGCUGAUUGAACUGGUGGGGAUGGGUUACUUCAGCAAGGGGAUGAACUGCCAGACCCUGUCCAUGGGCAUCAUGGAGGUCUUCCAGGAACUCAUACUGGAUGUGCUCAAGCAGGGAUACAUGAUGAAAAAGGGCCACAAAAGAAAGAACUGGACCGAGCGCUGGUUUGUCCUUCGACCCACUUCACUGUCAUACUACGUCUGUGAGGACCAAGUGGAGAAGAAAGGAGACAUUAUUUUGGACCGAACCUGCUGUGUGGAGUCUCUGCCAGAUAAAGAAGGGAAGAAAAACCUGUUCAUUAUCAAGUGCAUUGAUAAAAGCUUUGAGAUCAGCGCAUCAGAUAAAAAGAAGAAGCAGGAAUGGCUUCAAGCUAUUCAAACGUGCAUCCAGCUGCUGAGGUUGGGGCUGCCGUCUCCUCACCGCGAGGCGCGGCUGAGGCGCAGGGAGCACCGGCAGAGGCAGCAGUCGGAGGAGGACGACCUGGCAGAGAGGAUGAAGCACCUCCAGGCGGCCAAUGAGAACAAACAGAGACAGCUGGAGGGUAUGAGGAAGAAAAUGGAAGAGGCUGCGGCUAAAGCAGCAGUAGAGGAGCACAGGAGGAAGCAGACUCAGUUAGACUUGCAGGAUCGCUACAGACUGGACCUGGAGAAAGAGAAAAUGGUGCGUCAGCAGAUGGAGGAGCAGGUGGCUCAGAAGUCCAGUGAACUGGAGCAGUACCUGCAGCGCGUCCGGGAGCUGGAGGAUAUGUACCACAGGCUGGAGGAGGCAUUAGAGGAUGAGAGGCAGGCCAAGCAGGAUGAGGAGGUCGUGCUCAAGCUGCAGGCCAGGUUGCUGGAAGAGGAGGCAGCAAAGAGAGCAGAGUUGGAGCAGAUCCACCUGCAGCAGCAGAGGGCGCUGUCUCAGACUGAGGCCGAGAAGCAGGAGCUGGUCGCCGAGCAGCUGGCCAAGGAGAGAGCCCUGCAGGCAGCCAUGCUGCAGCUGGAGAGGAUGGAGAGGGAGCGCCACGGAGCACUGGAGCAGUACGAGAAGGUGUCAAAGAAGCUUGAACGAGCAGCUAACAAGACCAAGACCUGGAAGGACAAGGUGGCCAAACAUGAGGGGCUGGUGCGUCUCAUCCAGCCAGGUCCUAAAGGACCUCAGAGGAUCACUAACUGGGGUCCGGCUUCAUUCACCGACGCUGAGCUGGAGCUGAGGAAGAAGUCGUGGCAGGAGAGUAAGAACCAGGGGGCUCAGGCUCAGUAAAACACGCACCAUGACAUAUGGAUUACACCAAUGAGGAAGACUCUGAACUGUCACAUUCAAGGUCUGAAGAGGUUUGAUAAUAUAAACGUACUGAGCCACAUGACAGCUGCAGAGAAAACUGUUUUACUGAUUAGAUUUGGGUUCGUUUUUAAAGAACAGCUGGGAUUGACUGCCUUUCAUCAGUGUCUUCUGUAAUACAAAAUCGUAUUAUUUGACAAAAUAAUCUUAAAUCAAGGUCCAUUACUUGCUUUUCUUAGCGUAUGCAGUUUGCUCAGCUGUCUUGGUGAUGAUGAGAUGUGAUUGAAAGCGCCGGGAAAAAAUUAUGAGAUUUUUUCAUCAUAUUUCAGUCAUAUUUUAUGAAAAAUGUAUUCUCAUUCAAUUUUUGUUUUGUUCAGUCGAGUUUUUUAUUUUGUAAUUUCAGUCCGUCCUUUUUGACUUCCUGUGUUUAAUUAAACUGCUUUGCAGUUUUUUCAUGUUUUUGUGUUUUGAUAUAAAUGUGUCAUUUACUGACAUCCAGCAGAGUAUAACAGUAGAUUAAUUUCCACUCUAGCUUGGUUUAUUAGCUAAAAUUGAGUGAAUACAGUCAUAACUCUGAUGAUAAAAAUAAAUAAAACACCACCUAUUUUUAUGAAA
This is a messenger RNA of Sander lucioperca (pikeperch), 2556 nucleotides long. It is a transcript of the gene swap70a, whose product is annotated as switching B cell complex subunit SWAP70a. Lineage: Eukaryota; Metazoa; Chordata; Actinopteri; Perciformes; Percidae. The transcript has 12 exons. The record is from RefSeq and is a predicted model, not a curated record. Gene Ontology annotation, cellular component: nucleus; cytoplasm. Bases 106 to 1923 code for a protein of 605 amino acids.